AUGCCGCCACGCACCACCCUCCGGAGGCUGCUCUCAUCCCCACCCGCUCUCCAGCAUCCCAGCCGGCUUGCCUUCCAGCGAUCUCCGUUCUCGAGCAGUGCCUUCUCUGCCCAGAAGGAACCCACCAACCCCGCAGCCCCAGCCGCGCCGGCGUCUGCCUCUCCCUCUGCCACCUCGGCGCUGGAUUACAAGCUCUCGCACCCACGAAAGAGGGCUCCCCUUCCCGCAAUCGAUCCGCCCAGCUGGAGUGCCGAACAGGCCGUCACCAACAUCCUAUAUAACACUCCACCACCCUCUACCCAGCCGCUCGCGCGUCACGUUCUCAACUGCCUUGUCCAAAAUGAGCCCGGUGUGCUUUCCCGGGUGUCGGGUAUCCUAGCUGGUAGAGGGUUCAACAUCGAGUCGCUCGUCGUCUGUGCCACCGAAAUCCGUGAGCUGUCUCGAAUGUGCAUCGUCCUGAAGGGUCAAGACGCAGUCGUCGAACAGGCGCGCAGGCAGCUGGAGGAUGUGGUACCCGUCUGGGCCGUGCUCGAUUACACGCACAACAAAACGAUCGAGCGCGAGCUAUUGCUCGUCAAGGUUUCGAUCCUAGGGCCUGAAUACUUUGAGGACCACCUACACUCCAAGAUCUCGUCGGAGGGUCCACAAUCAGCUUCGGCCAUGACGGGCGAGACCACAUCAAGCGCAGCCGAAGGUAGCGCAGUUCAACAAGCCCACCUGACACCGUCCGAGGCACUACGCCAGAAACAUUUCCAUCUCCAGGCGCUUACCAAUCUGGCGAAGCAUUUCGCAGCCAAAGUGGUCGACGUGUCCAAUGACGCUCUGAUAAUCGAGUUGAGUGCUAAGACGGCCAGGAUUGAUGCGUUCCUCAAGCUCGUCAGACCGUACGGUAUCCUUGAAGCAGCUCGCACUGGGAUGAUGGUCAUGCCCCGUUCGCCUAUCGAUAGUAACUGGCAAGGCAUGGCUGAUAGCGAUCAAGCUGACGAGGUCGACGCUAUCGAUGCUGGUUUAUUGCCCCCUGGAUAA
Puccinia triticina is the source of this 1026-nucleotide messenger RNA. RefSeq lists its product as uncharacterized. Gene Ontology annotation, biological process: branched-chain amino acid biosynthetic process. The transcript has 5 exons. Gene Ontology annotation, molecular function: acetolactate synthase regulator activity. NCBI's taxonomy places the organism in Eukaryota, Fungi, Basidiomycota, Pucciniomycetes, Pucciniales, Pucciniaceae. The record is from RefSeq and is a predicted model, not a curated record. Gene Ontology annotation, cellular component: acetolactate synthase complex; mitochondrial nucleoid. Bases 1 to 1026 code for a protein of 341 amino acids.